Sugiyamaella lignohabitans is the source of this 540-nucleotide messenger RNA. It is a transcript of the gene NRK1, whose product is annotated as ribosylnicotinamide kinase. The record is from RefSeq and is a predicted model, not a curated record. The transcript has a single exon. Bases 1 to 540 code for a protein of 179 amino acids. NCBI's taxonomy places the organism in Eukaryota, Fungi, Ascomycota, Dipodascomycetes, Dipodascales, Trichomonascaceae.
AUGGCAGAGGUAUUAGACGAUAUUCACCAGACAGGCGAAACUCCCGGUAAAUACAUAUCCAAAGAAGAGAAAAACAAGAUUGGUCCGGACCAUGUGAGCAAAGAGCAAUUAGAGAAAGCUCGAGAGCUAGUAAUAGCCAGUAAGCUCACUGACAAGUAUCGAUUUGUGUUUGUAGACGGCAUCAUGCUUUACCAUGACAACAGUCCAGUAGCACGCAAAUUUGAUGUUCGGUUUUUCCUUCGAGCCUCGUAUGAGGAGCUGAAAAAACGAAGAGAAGCUCGGGCAGGAUACGUAACUAUAGAUGGAUUCUGGCAGGAUCCACCCGGCUAUUUUGAAGACAUUGUAUGGCCCAGUUAUGUGCAGUAUCACAAACACUUGUUUGCGAAUGAUGACGUCGAAUCAGAUUCACUGUCUACCGAUGCCGUAGACCUUGAUUUACACAUGCCAGGACAGGAUGUUACAGCUAUGCCAGAUAUCCUGACAUGGGCCAUCAACGUUCUUCGAGAGUCACUGACCUCAGACUCGUUAUCCGAUUCGUAG